Molecule: messenger RNA, 924 nt
Organism: Penaeus chinensis
Lineage: Eukaryota; Metazoa; Arthropoda; Malacostraca; Decapoda; Penaeidae
Product: cysteine-rich motor neuron 1 protein-like
Exons: 3
Coding region: 184-564 (126 amino acids)
Biological process (GO): regulation of cell growth; regulation of signal transduction
Cellular component (GO): extracellular region
Molecular function (GO): insulin-like growth factor binding
Source: RefSeq, a predicted model, not a curated record
CCUCCUUUCCCAGUCCCUCCUUACCUCCCAACCCCCAUUUCCUGUAAGCCCAGACAACAUUAUCACCACUGAGCCAGUCAGCACCGAGGUCCUGCGAUUAGUAGGCGACUGUCCAGCUCUGUGUCCUAUUCCUCUGCAUUUUCAAUUAUCCUGUUUUGUUCCCUUUUCGUCUUCUAUUCGAAGAUGAGCACGACUGUUGUGACGUUGGCGGUGCUUGCUCUGUUGGCAGCGGCCAGUGUAGAUGCUCUAACAUGCCGCCCAUGUAACAACGUACGUUGUGCUAGUCCUGAGACUUACGACUGUCCGGGCCGAGAGGUGGUGCCCAAUGAAUGCGGCUGCUGCUUUGUGUGCUCCAAGCUCGAAGGGGAGUCCUGCGGUGGGAGCUUCAGCAUCCUUGGCACCUGCUCCUCCCACCUGGUCUGCUAUUCCCCGAGGUACAACGGUGGUACCUGCAUGACCGCUGAGCAAGCCGAGUGGCACAGAACUUCCAGCACUACACCCGCCUCUCAUCACGGGGGCCCAACCACCACAACCACCACACCCCGUCCGUACUGGCUGGGAUGAGGUGGAGGGAAGAGGCAUGACAAGGGGUGGGCGGAUGGAGGGAGAAUUGCAUCGGUGGGCUGAGGGGAGGACGGUGGCGCUGGUAAUUUGAACUGGAGGGAAAUACAGGGGGAGAGACGGAAAGAGGGAAUUAAAAAGUAGGAAGGGAGGGAUGUAAAGCGAAGAGUGACGUCGAGAGAAAAAGAAAAGAAAAAAUCGAGAAUAUUAAUGAAAGAUAAAGAAGGAGAGAAAGAAUGAUUAAGUGCAGAAGGAAACAUCUCCAUUCAUUGCAAUAGGCAUUUGUGUUUUGACUUGUAUUGUUGGCUCGAAAACAUGUAUGAUAAAUUGUUCUACUUGCAUGCUGAAUAAAUAUGAAAAAUA